Messenger RNA from Exophiala oligosperma, 555 nucleotides. RefSeq lists its product as uncharacterized. The record is from RefSeq and is a predicted model, not a curated record. Lineage: Eukaryota; Fungi; Ascomycota; Eurotiomycetes; Chaetothyriales; Herpotrichiellaceae. Bases 1 to 555 code for a protein of 184 amino acids. The transcript has a single exon.
AUGUCGACAGCAGCGACAACCAGUGGAGAGGAGGUCUCCCACAGCGACAACACCAGCAGCAACAACAACAACAGCCAGAGCGAGAUGGCCCUGGUCGGCGGCGCGAUUGGAGCUGGCUCAAACCACCGUCGUCCCUCGGGUCCUUACGACACUCGCCCGCCUCCUCCGCCUCCUCCCCCACCUCCCAUCCAACAACAACCACCACCGCCGCCACCACCAGCAACAGGUCUGGUGUUCAACAGGGGGUCCACUCGGGUACCCAUCCUGUACAACUCGACAAUCACCGCCAUAGUGGCUCAUGUCACUAUCCGGGCGGGAUACAGGAUGGCGGAUAGGCCGUACGCCUAUCAGUGCGAGAGGUGUGGUAGGAGACAUCGUCACAUUGGCGAUUUCCACCGCCACAUGAGACAGCUGGAGGGCAGGGAGGGAUUUCGGGUGGUUCGGGCGGUGCCCCAGAUGGAGAUGGUGUGGUAUGGGGUGGAUGAUGCCGGUUACCGGUACAUGGGUCCGUUGUUGAGGCCCGGGCUGCAGCCCUUGGAGAGGAGGCGUCGAUAG